Molecule: messenger RNA, 961 nt
Organism: Nannochloropsis gaditana CCMP526
Exons: 1
Source: RefSeq, a predicted model, not a curated record
AAAAUGUCCCUGGCCCGGUGCUUCGUGGGGGUGGGAACGGGCUUGGUGAUUGGCCUCGCGUUUCGGGGGCCCAAGGGCCGGGAAUUUGCGCAGGGCGGGAUCACGGACACGCUGGGUUUGAUGCUCACGUCGGCCAUCUUCUUGCUCAUUACGAAUUUCUUCCAAGUCGCUUUCACCCUCCCGGGGGAGCUCCAAGUCUUUUUCCGGGAGCGGCUGGCGGGCGUGAACCGGGUCAGCACCUACUACGUGGCCCAUGUCGUUCAGUCUUUCGCCUUCCUCCUGGUCUGGACCUUGGCCUUCUGCCUGGUCACCUUCCCUUUGGCCCUGAACGGCCUGACGCUCCGGCAGCUCGCGGUUUUCUUCUUGACCGUCACCUUGUCGAACAUUGCCUCUACGGCGUUGGGCUACGUGGUGGCUAUCUCCACUCGGAACGAGGCGGUCGCCUUGGCACUGGUUCCUCCCAUAUCGCUGCCCAUGGCCCUGUUCGCCGGAUUUUUGGUGGAACUGAACACAGUGCCGCCUUUUUUGGCCUGGCUGCAGCAUUUGUCCAUCGUCAAGUACACGCUGCACGCCCUGGUCUUGGAGGCCUUUGCCGGCCAAGACAUCCAUUGCCCCCCCUCGCUCUCCCACCCAGGGGAAGGCUCAGACGGGGGAGGUUUACCGGGCGGGGCCCGUUGCGUGUAUCCCUCCACGCCCUCGGUGUUGCGACGAUGCUCAGCAGACCAGCAUACGUUGGAGGAGAAUUUGAUAAUGCUGGCGGGGUUGGGCAUAGGCUUGUUGCUCUUGGGAUAUUUGGUGUUGGCGCGGCAGGCGAUGACGGUCAAGGUGCGAUAGGCGCGACGGAGCGAGGAAAUAGGGGAAAGCGGGAGAAUGAUAUGGUGGAAUCGCUUGAAGGGCCGGUGGGAGGACGGAUGGGACGUCGGGAGCAAACUACUUGGUGUGACCAAUCGAUAAGAGGAGG